AAGGUCCCCAUUCAAGAUAUCUGAAAUUGGAACUGUAGUCCCAAUCGUGGUUACCAAUCGUGAAUAACGAUAUCGAUAAGAGUCAAAGCUAGAGUGGCCAAUUUGUUACUCGUGAUCGUGUCCUCUCAUGGUACGACGCUUUUCGAGCAGCAGCUUCAGAGUUUACGGUUUUUGUUGAAUUGAAGUUAAGCGCAUUGCUACUGCCUUUCUACCAAUCUUCUUUUGCAGAAAGAAAAAUCAAAGAUCAAAAAAAUGUCCGGCGGUGGAGGCGAGCAGGCUUUCUACUACCAAGUCGUUCUGCCCGACAAGGAGCAGGCGACCGGGGAGUGGUCACAAAUGGACCAAGAAGCGACGGCCGCUGUUGCGGUUUUCGUGAUUCUGAAGCCUUACUCCGAUAUCACGGAGUACAGCGGGAACGCAAUUGUCACGUCAACGAACAGCAAUCUCGAGGGGAUCAAGAACGAGCAUCUGUGGCAGAACAAAGGGUACAGUAAAGGCGCCGACGCGGCCCUGCAUAAAAAAUGCGCGGGACAAUCCGGGAACUUGACCAAAUUGUCAAAAUUGUGCAAAGAAGCCUUGGCGGCGAGGCGCGACGGGGUGAAGAGGAGGGCGAGGGCGAGACGGGAUGACGAUAGAAGAGCGGGGAACAGUAAUGCUGAUAUCACCCCGCCCGCAAGUGGGAGAAAGUACUCCAAUACGAUUUCUCCGAGUCCAAGACAGCCGAAUUCCCGAUCCGUCUCCAAGAGUCCACGGCCGACAAAGCCGGGUGCGAGCACGAGACAACCGGUGUUGCAGGGUUACGCAUCCGGUACAACAACUUCGCCCAGGUUUCCCGGAGCGGACGAUGCUGAAACCACGUGCGACCUACCUCUCCAACCACCACUCCAAGGGAUUCUGAAGCACACGACUAAUACGUCAGGUACAGCUAGGGACAACCAGCCGACCCCGGAAGCUACCGAUGAGGAAGAUGAUUACGGCGGGAUGACUGGGGCCCAGAAUAAACGGAUGCGACGGGGAAACACCACGACCAAAAUCGCUUACCGCGGCACUGAGACGACCAUUCCCUUUUCCCAGCGGGAGGAUGUGACGGGGGUCAGGGAGAAGGUGAUUGUCGGCAGCCGAAAGCCAACCGCCAGCCCGAGACCAAUGAGCCAAGUGGGCGCACCGGUUCCGCACGGGUUGAAGCCGAGCCCGCGACCUCCAGGAGGGAACAAUACCAGUCGGAACGUCACGCCUAGGUUGGAACCGGGGUCGGCGCGAAAUGCGGGAUCGGGGAGUGCCCAGCCAGCUUGGAUGAACAGCGGGACGAAUAAGCAAAUCACGCCAAGAUUGAACCAGCGGCAGGGCACGGCGUUUGCGGAGGGGAGUCACCUGUCGCCGGAUGUUGACGAUCAACGAGAAGGUGAUGUCUCUGCGGGAAGCCAGGGCGAGGAGGACGAUGAUGAAGCGGACUUUUCCAUCCCCGACGAGUACAAUUAUGUUGUUGUGACAGAAGAUAACAACUAUGUUAACGACGAGGAAGAUUGCUCCUGGUCCUGCAGCUACGACUCCUGUGGUGAUCAACAAGAACAACAACAUCCCUCGCGAUCUCACUCCAAAACGUCCUACUCAGCGAAUUCCUAUUCCUUCCAAACGGCGCUUGGUGAGAGCAAAAGCGUUAGUGCAGCUGAACAGGAGAAGUUGCAGUCCCGGUCCGGUUCCGGCACAGCAAAUGACGAAGACCAAGUUGCCUCUAUCAACGAGCUCUAUCUCGAGGAGGGCGCCCAUGCCGCCGUCGACACGGACAACCCGCUGAACAAAAAGCCCAAAGAAGGAAAGAAGGAUAUGGGGUUCUCAAACGUUACAUUCUCAAGCGUUACAUGAAUUUGUAAUGCAAGAAUGGCAAAAGGAAAAGAAAAGUGAAAGGGGAAAGCGUGCGCCUUUUGGUUUUGCAUUACAGGUUUGGCACGGAGUCCAAUGCUAUUUAGCGCGUCAAGACCUUGCCAUGCGAGGCAGCUUGAUGAUGUAGAUACUGACGAGAAUCGAAUAGCUUCGCCCGCUCGGCGUGACAACGCAAACUUGCGCUAGAAUGGGUAGUAGGGUUAGUGGGGGUGGUGGGUGAGGAAGCAAGGAAGGCGGCUCACUCCUGGGGGGAGGGAGACCGGCCCCAACCUCCCGUCCUGUAGGAACGCGCAGCCGCUUGCGCGAACUUUUUUCGCAGAGGCGCAGUGGUACUCGGUAGGGAACACACGCGAAGCCUUCGUUGGGGGAUGGCGCCGCAGUUUCCCGGGCGCGGGGAAGACCGCCGGAAGCCCCCCCCCCUGUUUGCGCGAUUCUGUCCCUGCGUACGUAUUGAGGGUCCGACUUCUUACUUUUCCUGCGUACACAUCAGAACCACCCAGACAGUAGAGGUCGCUUCUGCAGCAAUGAAGGAACUAAAGUCGCCCUCUCCUGCUGCCACGAAGAAACUUUUUAGCCCUCUAUUGCGCAAUACCCCGCGCAGGAUAGACGAUGGCGAUGAUGAUGAUGAUGAUGAUAAGACGAUGAUAAAAAAGCAAAUGAUCGAUUAGAAAAGAAGAUACGCAUCCAAGGCUUUUAGAAGUUCAAGUCGCGCGGCCGGCCACGCAGUCAUGCUGGCUAGCCGGCAUGCGAGAUCUGCAGUAGGCCAGGCCCAGGAGCAGGAAACGAUGAUCAAAAAGCUACGCCGGGCACGUAUGCCACAGGCGAGGGCGCGGGCAGGUUGCUUCGUCCUCGCGCUGGCGAAUCCGUAGGGGCCUUGCUGCGGUUCAUACUUACAAUCGCCCCACCCUCUCAUAUCCACGCUUCAUCUCCGAACAGCGACGGUCUAGCUUUUGCUUUUCUUUUUACCACUGCAACCAUUUACAUUCAUUUAGAGAAAGCCUAGCUUUUACCCAUUGCUAUACUAAGCUCUGUCGUUGUGUUGUUGGCGCCAUCGCUCCUUUUAGUAAGUCUCCAUCAUUGGCGCGCCGUCUUCUCCUGCAAGUGCAGCCGCGCAUCUAGUAGAAGAAGCCUUAUUUGAAACAUUCUCCACUCCGCAACCAAUGUCGAAGCCUGAUUUCCCAAAUCACCCGGAUGAGAAGGGGCGGAAGGUGGAUUUAAUUCGGGGCGCCAUGUACCACCGGCGCACGGGUUCGGAGAGAGAGGGGCGCGCCGACGGCGCAAACCGUGCGGAAUACAUCUGGGUCGGGGACUCGAAGGCCGCUAGCGGCCACGUUGUUUGCUGGUUCUCCACGUCGCAGGAACCAAAGGGACAAAAGGGGCCCGGCAGUGCUAUGCUUGCGGGCGAAGAUUGGUGGCUGAUAUCAUGGCGCCCGGGGAAGUACAUCAUGGACCUGGACUGCCGAGCCUCGGAGAAUUUUAUAGACGUGGCGGAUCGCGCUUUCCGCGAGUUGCGGCCUGGCGCGACUCUGCGGCCGAACUAUUUCAGAAAUAUCUAAGGACAGGGCGCCGAGCUAGAGGCUGUAGACGAGAGCGAGUUUUUGGGAAGUCUCCGCGGCUAGGUUGUCACGCUGUUUCUGUGUUUUCAAUUUCAAGACCCAAACCCCAACGCUGAUUUUCGAUUGCAGUACAUUUGUCAAGCGGCACGCUAGCAGCCCCGUGCGCGUGGCCCUCUUGCGCAUGUUGAGGAAACGCCGCGCGCAUCGAAAGAAUGUUUUUCCCUGUGCCUGGAGCUCGAGCGUGUGUGGCGCCACUGUUGUGCACGUGGUGUCAUUAGAACGAAGUGGACGCGUUGGCGUCUGUAGCCAAUGUUGCCUCCUACGUAGGAAGCUGCUUGUCGAUGGGUAGUUGAAAUGUGGCGCCUCGAUCGGUCUACUUUCGUCUUCCGCUCGGCUUCUUCUUUGCGUUAGGGCGCUGCCACGCGCCACUUGUCGGUCCCUCGGUCGUCGCUUGCGCGGAAAAAAGUCAGGCCGUUCGUGUUUUGGAAGCUGAAAAACAAAAAUGAAGCACGGCCCCCGCCUCGCCUUUGAGGAAAUGGCGCACGGUGCAGCUUGCUCUUCGCCGCUAUCUUCUCGGAUAGGAAUGAAGGCGAUGAUGAUGAAGAUGAUGACUGAAGAGUCGCGGCUAUCUCAUGAAUGAUGACGAUGAUGGUGAUUAUUAUCCCCGCCCCACGUACAUGAUGACCAUGAUGAUCAAUAUGAUGACGAUGGUGAUGAAGUGCGGGGGGCCCUCGCCCCCCGGCCGCGCCCCCCCCGCCCAUUCGAUAUGAUGACGGUGAUGCGUCGCGAUUUUCAGUGCAGAGUAUGACUCUAAGACUGCGAUGAAGAUUUCAAGAUUGAAAUAGUGACGGUAUGAAAGUGUUUAUAAUUUUUCCAUGAUGGAGAUUAUGGAUGAGAUUGAGACGAAGGCUCUGAGAUCGAGAUAAGUGCGGGGGGCCCUCGCCCCCCCCCGCACCCCCCCCGCCCAUUCGAUAUGAUGAUGGUGAUGCAUUGCGAUUUUCAGUGCAGAGCAUGACUUUAAGACUGCGACGAAGAUAGUGACGGUAUGAAAGUGUUUAUAAUUUUUUCAAGAUGGAGAUUAUGGAUGAGAUUGAGACGAAGGCUCUGAGAUCGAGAUAAGUGCGGGGGGCCCUCGCCCCCCCCCCGCACCCCCCCCGCCCAUUCGAUAUGAUGAUGGUGAUGCAUUGCGAUUUUCAGUGCGAAGUAGGAUUUUAAGACUGCGAUGAAGAUUUUAAGAUUGGAAUAGUGGUGGUUUGAAAGUGUUUAUAAUUUUUCCACGAUGGAGAUUAUGAAUGAGAUGGAGGCGAAGACUCUGCGAUCGAGAUAAGUGCGGGGGGCCCUCGCCCCCCCCCCCCCCCCCCCCCCCGCCCAUUCGAUAUGAUGAUGGUGAUGCAUUGCGAUUUUCAGUGCAGAGCAUGACUUUAAGACUGCGAUGAAGAUUUUACGAUUGGAAUAGUGAUGGUAUGAGUGUGUGUAUAAUUUUUCCAAGAUGGAGAUUAUGAAUGGGAUUUAGAUGAAGGCUCUGCGAUCGAGAUAUUGUGUCUGAGAUCGAAGAUUAUGACUUUCGAAAAGGGCUUACGACUUUAAGAUCGCGAUAAGGAUUCGGAGAUCGAGAUGAUGGAUUAUGAUUUUCUAAAUGAGAUUAUGACUUGAAGAUCGAGAUAGUGGCUCGGUGAGUGAGAUGAUGAUUGUAAGAUUGAUGAUUCUCAGAUCAAGAUUGAAUUUUGUGAACUCUGUGAAUUCUGUGAAUUUUGUGAACUCUCGCGAACUAUGUAUGAUGUGUGAUGAAGAAGAACUCAAAAGGUUUAGUGAACUCAAAAGGUGCACUGAACACAAAAGAUGCACUGAACUCAAAAGGUGCACUGAACUCAAAAGGUGCAUUGAAUUCAAGAGAUGCGCUGAACUCUUUUGAAUUUUUGUUAAAGUUGUAGAUAUGACUAUCAAUGAGAAUUUUGCAUGGCAAAAAAAAACAAGUUAGUAACAGUUGAGAAUGUAACGCUUGAAAUUUCCAUAAAGGAGAAACCCCCCAACCUCCGGGUGUCCGAAGAUGGGAACAAGUUCAAAUUCAACGGGGAGAAAACUUUAUCCCUAGACGACACCUUCCCCAACCCGACGUUUUUAAAAGUGAUGCGCACCCGCAACAUUUCGGAAAAGGACCCGCAUUCCCGCUUCCCAGGGAUGCAGCCGAAUUUCUUGCAAAACGCGAGCCGGACGACACAGAAACUGUACCAGAACAUGCCUUUGUCCACCGCCCCGCCGGGGAGAAAGCGCUUGACGGUCGAAGACGUCGAGCCGAAGAAGCAGGAUGACUCGAAGAAGCUCCCCUCGAACCAAGUCGCGAUCAAGCAGUACACAAUUCAUAGGGGGGGAGGGAUGUUAAACGAGGAGGACGACGAUGAGCUGAAGACGAAAAACGGCAGCAAAGCCACGCGGAUGCAGUUGAAAGGAACGGAGGCGUCUCCGCGUGAUCCUUUUGUCGACUACGGAAUGCAAAAUAAGUCCCGUAGCCGUACACGACGAACAAAAUGCAUCACAAAUUUCGCCAACAGACACUGCAACACUUGUCAUGCUGACUAGGAAUUGAAGGCGAGUUUUGUCAUGCAGCAAGAGCAUGCAACCAACAUCUUCCACAACUGUUGUACAUAACUUCAUCGUGUGCGGGAAAUUUCCUGUUCAUAUCGACGGCACGGAAAUAACCCCCAGAUCCGUCGCGGCAAUUGGUGCUGAUGACUUCACGAACAACCUGGAGUAUUUCGAGAAACUCGCGCCGUUUGAGAUUUUGGAGACGAAUUUGGUGCCGAAAAAGUUCCCGAUGAUGAAAUGCUUCCGGAUUCUCCACAUUUCCCUACCGGCUUUUCCGAGGGAAAGCAGGGACGACAUCUUCGAUAGUAGCAACGAUCCGAGUUCCGACAGCAACGAGUCGGACUCCGCGUUGUUAGGCGAUUUACGGCAAAGAAGGAACAAAGACAGCCUUCCCGGCGAUGACAGGGCGCGGAAAAGGGCGCAGAAGCAGAAAAAUAAAUCCUCCACCGCGAAAAGGAAGGAAAAGGAGCAGAAAUUGCUGACCGAAGUGUCGAAACUACUUUUGGAAGAGGUCGUGGAGACUGAAGCGGAGGCGGAGGAAAGGUUACGAGCGGGGUUUCGGGACACGCUGUGGUACGCUCUGCACUUCUAUCACAGGGAAAAGUGUUUUAACGUUAGCGGAAUUUGUGAUGCAGUAUAUGCAUCACAUAAGGUGCCCAAAUUUGUCAUGCAUAGCAUGCAUAUUAGGCAAAAACUGGCACACGUGACUGCAUUCUGUGAAAACCGUUAACGUUAUCACUUUUUUGCUUGAUAACUUCGGACACAGCACGGAAGUGACGUAUUACCAAAAACAGAUGGCGGAGGAAUUGGAGUACGAGAAGAGGAGACAAAACCCAGACGCGGAACAAGACGAAGACGGGCAAACAGAUCCAUCAAAACAGCACGAAAAGCAAGCGCGCGGCCAGCCCCGGCACAUGAAGCUGGCGUAUCCAGCGAUAGGCUGCGGGUCUCUGAACUACCCGCCGAACCUUGCGGCGGGGCACGCGUUCGGCGGGUGGAUGGAAGUGAUGCGGAUUUUGAAGGGGUCACUGUAUCCGACGUUGGUGACCAUCGAGAUCCGGUUUGGCGGGGAUAUUCGGACCUUCAACGCGUGGAAAGAAGUGUCGGAUGCGUUUUUGAGAAGAAACGUGAAGGACGAGCACGGUCGGAAGGUGAAGCAGAUGCAGGCGAAAAUUGACGGUCGAAUGGAGGAAAACGUGAAGUGUUGCGGGCUGUUUGCGGAAAGGAAGCAUUAUCGACCAUAGGAAGGUGUGGUGAUGAAGACGAGAGCACUAUCGAUGUCCCUGUUGGACCCACUGGUGCCGACCAUUGUCAUCAGGAACCAAAUAGAAAAACGCUAUAUUAAAUAAAUGUUGAUGUUUCUGUUUCCGGCGUUUCCCAGAAAAUGAUUGCGAUGCGACCAACGACCAAGGUGAACGACUUUGGCACCAUAAUUUCUAAAUUGGUAUACGUGAAA
Messenger RNA from Amoebophrya sp. A120, 7476 nucleotides. NCBI's taxonomy places the organism in Eukaryota, Dinophyceae, Syndiniales, Amoebophryaceae. The record is from the annotation of a GenBank genome assembly.